AUGUCAAUGUUCCACUUCAUCAAUUCUUCCCUCCUCAUCAUCAGUCACCGGCCGCUGAACGCCUCGCUGGCGGAGGAGACCGUGUAUGCCACCUGUGCCCACAUGCCCGCUGUCAUACUUUUCUACCUGGUACUGCAGUUCAUCAACAUGUCCCUCGGGAUCCCGGCGAACAUCAUAGUUCUGUGGCUCAUUCACAAGAAUAAAGGCGACUCGUCCACGUCCGACAUCUUCAUCGUGCAACUGGCCGUACUGGACACGUUCUUCUGCCUCAUUCCUCCUCUGGAACUCGCCAACAUCGUCUUUCUGACCACCGACAGCACCUGGUACGUGCUGCGCUUCAUCUACGGGGUCAAAGACUCGUCGCCGCUGUUCCUGUCAUGCAUCUGUCUGGACCGGUACAUGGCCGUCCUGCACCCGAUCACAUUCACAAAGCUCAAAGACAAACGGCAUCGCUCGGUUUGCGCCGGUGUCGUGUGGCUUGUUACUUUGGUUUACGCCACAGCAAAGUGUGUUGGAAACAUUCCGAACUUUGAGAAAGCGUUCACCGGCAUGAUUCUGGCCGCGUUUGCCUUCAUGGUGUUCUGUAAUAUCUCCAUUCUGUGGGCACUCCGGCAGUCUGCUCCGGGACGCGAUGAAAGACACCCUGUGAAGAAAAAGGCCUUUAAGAUGGUCAUCAUCAUCCUGGCCAUCAUCGUCUUGAACUACUUCCCACCGGUGGCUCUCUUUCCGUUCCAGGACUAUUUCUCUCCGGAUGUGUUCCGCUGUUAUAUUCACUAUAUCGCCUUUGGCUUCAUGGACGUGAGCAGCAGCAUCCAGCCAGUUCUGUAUCUGUCCCGGGAACAGCUGCCCAAAGUGCCGGUGUGCUGCUGAUGCAGAACAUUCUACAAAGACAUGAUCAAUUAUAAAGGUGUCAUUAUUCUUGGCAUUUGAGGUAGCCGAUUAGAUGAACUGAACUACUGAAUCUAUACGAAAAUGUCGUUUUGUGUAGGCUACCCUAAAAAAAAAAAAUGAAAAAAAAAAAAAUGAUAUUUUUAAGAAGUGAGUGAUCUUUUACAAAAUUGAAUUAACCAAACUUAGAUUUAUUCAAGUUGUAUUCAUUUAAUUUGGUUAAAAUUUCCGCAAUUCAAUUUAGAUUGAUUUUUUUUUUAAACUGAAUUGUGUAAAUCUUAAAAAUGGCCUAAAAUAUUGAGUGUUCGUUCAAGAUCAGCAUCUUGUUAAUUCAGAAGAAAAAUAUCUGCAGCUGUUUUACACUUAUUUGAGAUGUUGCUUUAAUGCUUUUAAAUGUAAAAAUCAAUGUGUAAUUGUGUACAGCUCUCUCUCAUCAAAAACAUGUCACAUUUCACUCCUAAAUUAAAGAAUAAUGUUUUUUUUUCAUAAUGAAAAUUAAGCCUG
Myxocyprinus asiaticus (Chinese sucker) is the source of this 1392-nucleotide messenger RNA. Its product is annotated as proteinase-activated receptor 3-like. Gene Ontology annotation, biological process: positive regulation of Rho protein signal transduction; phospholipase C-activating G protein-coupled receptor signaling pathway. Gene Ontology annotation, cellular component: membrane. The record is from RefSeq and is a predicted model, not a curated record. Gene Ontology annotation, molecular function: G protein-coupled receptor activity. The transcript has a single exon. The coding region runs from base 1 to 870 and encodes 289 amino acids. NCBI's taxonomy places the organism in Eukaryota, Metazoa, Chordata, Actinopteri, Cypriniformes, Catostomidae.